UGUCUGUGUGUGAUGGACUAUACCGUAAAACCUAACCUUCGGCAAAAACGAAGAAGAAAUUUUCGCUCCAGUCUAAGCAAGGUGACUCCUUCUAAGCUCUCUCUCUUUUCUUCAUAUCAGCUAUUAGAUGUUGUUUGGUUUAGUUUUUCCUUCUACCAAGCAAUAAUUCUGAAAAAAAAAAAAAAAAUUGGGUAUUUUUUUAGGGAUUUAGAAAUGUCAUCAAUUGCUUCUUCCGAUUCUACUUCUUCUCAAGUUGAUUUUCAAGCACCAGCUUUCAAAAUUUAUAGAAACUUCAAAGACCAGUGCGAAGACGAUUGGGAUGGCGACGUAUAUCCAAAUCAAACACUACAUGCCCGUGAAAUUGAUGGUGAACCAGCUCCACCUUAUAUUGUUGUCGUUCAAGGACCUCCCAAUGUUGGAAAGUCUUUGCUGAUUAAAUCUUUAGUAAAUUACUUUACUAAUGUGGAAGAACAUAAUAUGGAUGAUAUCAGAGGCCCUAUCACCAUCAGAACAGGUGACAAAAGAAGAAGGCUACAGUUUGUCGAAUGCGCUGAUGAUAUUAAUGUCAUGGUCGAUGCUGAAAAGUAUGCUGAUCUAGUAUUGUUACUGGUGGAUGCGAGUUAUGGGUUUGAAGCGGAAACAUUUGAGUUUCUUAACCUUUUACAAGCACACGGCUUUUCAAAUGUAAUGGGUGUUCUUACACAUCUUGACGAGUUCAAGGAUGAAACAGAUUCGAGGGAAACUAUAGUGCGUCUCCAGGAUCAAUUCUGGACUGAAAUAUGUCAAGGAGCAACAGUAUCAUACCUAUCUGGUCUUGAACAUGACUUGUACAAAAGGUGCGAAGUACAGCAACUAGCAAAAGACAUAUUGAUGCCCCAGUUCAUUCUCUCGUCAUGGCGAGCGGCACAUCCUUAUGUGCUGGUGCAUAUUGCUGGUGUAGGUGAUUUUCAUUUAGCCGGUGUUAGAAGCAUAACUAAUCCUGUCCCUUCAUUGUCCGAGAUGGAAAAGGAAAGUGAUCUUGUUGAGCUAAACCACAUGGAGAAUGAGAGUUUCAGAACAGGGACCUAUCUAAGGUUGGAGGUUCAUAGCGUUCCUUCCAGGCUGGUUGAAAAUCUUGAUCCUUGCCGUCCGAUUCUUGUUGGAGGUAUCAGUCCUGAAGAGGAAAAUGUUGGUCAUAUGCAGGCGAGACUUAAGCGACAUAAAUGGCAUAUGAAACUGUUAAAGUCAGCAGACCCAGUGAUCGUGUCAGCUGGUUGGAGACGUUACCAGACACGACCUAUUUAUGCCAGCGACAAUGCACGGCAUACAGUUCUCGAUUUCAUCUCGAACAUGAGCCCUGUCUUGCGAUGUUUUGUGGCCCUGUUGCACCUCCCCAUACCAGAAUUGCUGUUGUGCAGAACAAUAAGGACGUGUUUCGAAUAGUAGCAAAGGCAGUCAUUCUUGACCCUAAGCAUCAACAAGAACAAGAACAACAAGAAGAAGAACAACAACCAAGCCCUGACACUAAGCAUCACUUGAAGAUAAUGAAGGACAGGAAGCAGAAAACAGA
Papaver somniferum (opium poppy) is the source of this 1549-nucleotide messenger RNA. RefSeq names its product ribosome biogenesis protein BMS1 homolog. Gene Ontology annotation, molecular function: GTP binding; U3 snoRNA binding; GTPase activity. Gene Ontology annotation, biological process: maturation of SSU-rRNA from tricistronic rRNA transcript (SSU-rRNA, 5.8S rRNA, LSU-rRNA); endonucleolytic cleavage of tricistronic rRNA transcript (SSU-rRNA, 5.8S rRNA, LSU-rRNA); ribosome biogenesis. Gene Ontology annotation, cellular component: 90S preribosome. Lineage: Eukaryota; Viridiplantae; Streptophyta; Magnoliopsida; Ranunculales; Papaveraceae. The record is from RefSeq and is a predicted model, not a curated record. The coding region runs from base 13 to 1422 and encodes 469 amino acids. The transcript is spliced from 8 exons.